This is a messenger RNA of Myodes glareolus (Bank vole), 3032 nucleotides long. Lineage: Eukaryota; Metazoa; Chordata; Mammalia; Rodentia; Cricetidae. The record is from RefSeq and is a predicted model, not a curated record.
GCACUGGGCCCCGAGGCCUCGGCACAGGCCCGGAGUGGCCCCGGGCCCGCAGAGCCCAACUCCGAGGAUCCUCCGGCUAGCAGGUCUCCGGGCCCGGAGCGUGCCAGUCUGUGCCCAGCAGGCGGCGGCCCCGGGGAGGCGCUGAGUCCCAGCGGUGGGCUGCGGCCCAACGGGCAGACCAAACCCCUGCCCGCGCUGAAACUGGCGCUGGAGUACAUCGUGCCGUGCAUGAACAAGCACGGUAUCUGUGUGGUGGACGACUUCCUGGGCAGGGAGACCGGGCAGCAGAUCGGCGACGAGGUGCGCGCCCUACACGACACCGGCAAGUUCACGGACGGGCAGCUGGUCAGCCAGAAGAGUGACUCUUCCAAGGACAUCCGGGGGGACCAGAUAACCUGGAUCGAGGGCAAGGAGCCCGGCUGCGAGACCAUCGGCCUGCUCAUGAGCAGCAUGGACGACCUGAUCCGCCACUGUAGCGGGAAGCUGGGCAACUACAGGAUAAACGGCCGAACGAAAGCCAUGGUUGCUUGCUACCCAGGCAACGGAACAGGCUACGUCCGUCACGUUGAUAACCCAAAUGGAGAUGGAAGAUGUGUGACAUGUAUAUAUUAUCUAAAUAAAGACUGGGACGCCAAGGUAAGUGGAGGUAUACUUCGAAUUUUCCCAGAAGGCAAAGCCCAGUUUGCUGACAUUGAACCCAAAUUUGAUAGACUGCUGUUUUUCUGGUCUGACCGACGCAACCCUCACGAAGUACAACCAGCAUAUGCUACAAGGUACGCAAUAACUGUUUGGUAUUUUGAUGCAGAUGAGCGAGCAAGAGCUAAAGUAAAAUAUCUAACAGGUGAAAAGGGGGUGAGGGUUGAACUCAAUAAGCCUAAUUCAGUCAGCAAAGAUGUCUAGCACGGCCUUAGGUCCGGCAGUACCCACUCACCUACCGCCACUCGGUUGCCUUCUGUGGACUCGUGGAUGGGAUGAACAGAGACUCCUGGCUGGCAUUCCAGCUGCGAGCCAGGCAACUCGGCCAGUGUCGUCCAACAGAGGGCUGCAUCUGCUGUGACUGUGCUGUGGGGUCAGCUCCAGAUCUGUGACUGCACUUGGCUGCUUACUGAAGAGGAGAUGCUGUCUGAGGAGAGGGCUUUCCCAUCUGGACACACAACAAGGGCCCUAUGUAGGAUUUUCUUCAUUCUUCUAUUUUGCCAGAUCUGUCAUCUAACUGAGUUCAUUUCAUCUCUCUUUUUUAUAUCAAGUUUGAAUUCGGGGAAUUUUUGUAUUAGGUACAAUUUAUCAAAACUGAAUUAAGAAAAAAAUUUACAGUAUUAUUCCUGAAAAUAACAUCAAUCUAUUUUUGUAAGCCUCCUCAUGCUAUUAAAGUUGGCCCUAAAGACCUCCCACGAUGACUGUCGCCAGUGAAUGGUGGUUCCUUUCCUUUUGACUGACAGGAAAGAAAGGGCGUGGAGUCCCAGCUGCCGUCCAUGAGGUUUUUCUUGGCCUGUCUCACAGUAAUUUGAACUUGUAAAGGUCUCUGCUGUCACGCUCUGACCUUGGUGAUAGUGAAACCUAACAGUAGAUGGUCACCACUGAAUACCAAGUACCUUAGAGAGCGAUGGGAGGAGAAAGCUGCAGAAAAAUGGUUUGUUCUGUAAGUUCACGUUCCAGUGCUAAGCGACCGGCACUGAGUACACUUGAGCCUCCUCCACUCGGGUUCCCAAGACAAAGGGCUGUCUUCUGCUUCAGGGCUGACCUGCCACCAGUCGUGCCCACAGCCACAGCUUUCCCGUGGCUCCUCCUUAGUGUGACUGUGCUUCCAGAUCCUCCCAGGUCACAGCCUUGUUCUGCUGCAGCAGAGCUCCCAGUGGCCCCAGGCACGUGGACGUGUGUGGUUGUGGCCUCAAGCGUGGUCAUCCAUCCUUGGACAACUAAGAGUCAUUUUCACAACCACUAAUGAAAGACGUGUGUGUAGCCUAGAAAUCAAAAGAAGUGUGAAUCCAGACACUUUAUUUUAUGGGUUUUUCUCUUUUUAGAGAAAAGAGGGACAGUGUCACAGCCACGAAGGCCUCUUGUCACCUCUGCAGUCCCCUUAGGAAGCCAGACUUUGCACAGAUAUGGUGUAACUCCUUGUCCCUUGGGUGUUCUAUCUCUGACCUUGAUCUUUGCCAAAAUGUGUGUAUGCAGAAGUGUUUCUGUGCGUUUCACCUGGCACCAGUCUGAGCUGUGUAGUUUGUAUCCAAUUAGAAACCUUUUCUGUGGAAAGCUCAGCAAUUCUUACUAAGAGAUUGCUAUUGUUCAUGUAAAACAUGAAAAAAAAAUCACAUAAAGCCGAGUGUAGAUUGGGGGUUACUCAGCACUGAGCUUGCAUGAGGGGCUCAUGGCAGGAGUCAGUUCUGUCCCACAUCCUUUCCUUCAGCCCCAUAACCGCUGACAACCUCUCCAGCAAGUGCCUCUGUCAGCUGGCCAGCACGAGGUUUUCCACCUGGCCCACCAUGUUUCAGAGUUGGGAGGAACUGUUUAGCAUUUGGUCACAGAAGAUCUUGUUUGAUUGGAGCAGCAGCCUUUGAAUGUGGGAGUCUGUGGUAUACUUUGUAUCCGACCUUUACAAGCAUACCAGGUUCCAGACUCUGCUGCUUGGAGGUGGGGGGUGUACUUGCCAGACAAAGCUUAAAUUCUGUAUCUCUUGGAAAGUUUCUGUCCUUCCCUGGAGGUCACUGUGAGAAGAUCAGGAAAUCAGGAUAGCCGCGCACUUAAUACCCAUUCAACUCUCAGUUUCAUGUUAGUGGCACCAAGAAGGGCUCUAUUUAAAACUGUUUGUGGCCUCUGUGUGUUAAUCCUGUUUAAAGAGAAAGCUUUAAGAUGCCGUUUAUCCAACACAUUAAGCAGCUGGGGAACAGACCUUUACCCAUGACAGGCAGAGCACUUCAGGAUUUGCAUAGAGACUCAUGUGGUUCGGACACGGUGUUUCCUAUGAAAGCCUCUCACAUUGCUUGUAAAGCUAAUCUAAUUAAAAAGAUGUAUAAAUGUUCUUGAAAAAAACUUAA